UAUAUUACAAAUUUACAAGUCAAACAGAAAGUCCCUUUCUAAAGCCAACAGACAAUUCUUGUUUACUACAAUUUGUAUUUUGUAACAUUUGUAAAACCCCAAGUUGACAAAUUUUUUCCACUCAGUUUAUGACCCUAUGCUAUGGUUCUUGUCAAAGUUGCACACUAAUCUGCCAUUUCAAUGCUAAUAUUAAUCCAAUGAAGAAAACCCAUCGGCUAAAAAACGAUUCAAAUCACAAUAUUACUGUGCAGAAAUUUGCCACCAAAACCAAAGCUUCAUCAUCCAAAAGAUUAAAAAACAAGCACAAAUCAAAAGAAUAUUCAAAACCCAUCUCAGAAUCUGAAGAAAACCUCCCAAUACCUCAAAUUAACACUACCCUUAUAGCUUUCUUGGAUAAAAAUCCAAUCUUGAGUCGAAAUUUUUACCAAAUUGAUGCUCUUGAUCUUGCCCCACGUUUGCUUGGCAAGUUUCUUAGGAGGGAUGAUGUUGUUCUUCAGAUAACUGAGGUGGAAGCUUAUAGGCCAAAUGAUUCAGCUUGUCAUGGUCGAUUUGGCAAAACAGCUAGGACUGCACCUGUUUUUGGUCCUGGUGGUCAUGCCUAUGUCUACCUCUGCUACGGUCUCCACAUGAUGCUCAAUGUUGUAGCAGACAAGGAAGAAGCUGGAGCAGCUGUAUUGAUUCGUUCCUGCGCUCCCAUCUAUGGUCUGGGUACUAUUCAGCAGCGUCGGGGUUUAAAAACUGAGAAACCUGUUCUUCUUGCAGGUCCCGGAAAGGUUGGUCAAGCAUUAGGACUAUCAACAGAAUGGUCUAGCCAUGCUCUAUAUACUGCUGGCGGUUUAGAACUCUUAGAUGGGCCAGAACCAGAACAUAUACUUGUUGGUCCAAGAGUUGGUAUAGAGUAUGCUUUGCCAGAACAUGUUAAUGCAUUGUGGAGAUUUGCAAUCGCCGGUUCUUCAUGGAUCAGUGCCCCAAAAAAGACUCUCAGACCUCUUUAGCUCACCAAUUGGCGCCAUGAAUCCGUCCCCUCCCCCCAACCGGCCGGGAGGGGGGGGGGGG
Solanum tuberosum (potato) is the source of this 1056-nucleotide messenger RNA. Its product is annotated as DNA-3-methyladenine glycosylase. The transcript has 6 exons. The record is from RefSeq and is a predicted model, not a curated record. The coding region runs from base 129 to 995 and encodes 288 amino acids. Gene Ontology annotation, biological process: base-excision repair. Gene Ontology annotation, molecular function: DNA binding; alkylbase DNA N-glycosylase activity. Lineage: Eukaryota; Viridiplantae; Streptophyta; Magnoliopsida; Solanales; Solanaceae.